Molecule: messenger RNA, 1855 nt
Organism: Acromyrmex echinatior (Panamanian leafcutter ant)
Lineage: Eukaryota; Metazoa; Arthropoda; Insecta; Hymenoptera; Formicidae
Gene: Trp1
Product: translocation protein 1
Biological process (GO): post-translational protein targeting to membrane, translocation
Cellular component (GO): endoplasmic reticulum membrane; endoplasmic reticulum
Source: RefSeq, a predicted model, not a curated record
ACCGGCGCUAUUCUCAGUUUGUGAAUCGGAGUAAAUCAGUAAACACCAGGUGGUGUCCUGUGUCCCGAAAGGGACGAAUAUCUCGUAGGAAAAGAAGCGAAGAAGAAGAAAAGAAGGAGGAGUAGGGAAAAAGUAAGGAAAAAGAAGAGGAGUAAACGCGGAGAUCAUUUCCGCGUGCCACCACUGGCCACCACGGUGCUUGCUUCGGGUACACAUCCGUGGUGUUUGCAUACGGCAUAUGCCAGUUCGCAGCAGCUUCGGCGGCCGGCAGCGUGAGCAGCGGAUCUGUGCGCGCAAGCGUGACACGGGAUUUACAGCAUGGCGGAGCGCAGGAAAAACAGGAAGCGCAAAGAUGAACUAGCCAGUCUGGAUACUAAAGGCGCUCAGGACAAACCGUCCAAGGAAGAGUACGCGGUAGCUAAGUGGAUCCGCAAUAAUGUACCGUCGAAGAAGACCAAAUUCGAUAGGACUCACAAUGUGGAGUAUUUCACUGGGUCGCGUGCAAUCGAUGCCCUAUUGGAAAAUUCACCUUGGAGCACGGUGUUCGAGAAUCGUGAGCAGGUCUCCCAGUUCUUGGAUCUGAUGCUCAGGCAUAAGUUCUUUCACAGAGCCAAGAAGGUGGUGAUAUCGGAGGAAGAACUUAACAAAAUGCGGGGCAUUAAGAAGAAGACUACGAAAGAGGACAAAAAACCCACAGAUAAGGAAGAUUCCAAGGAAAAUAAAGAUGCAGUUGUGGUGAAGGAAAAGGAAGAGAAAGGCGAAGAGAAAAUUGACGAACGGAAGGAACAUAAGAAAAAGCCAAAAGUGAGACUAGAAAUGCACAUGGAACAAUACUUUGUGGAUUGUAAUGACGCGUAUGUGUGGAUAUACGAGCCGAUUCCUGUGUAUUAUUGGUUCUUUGGUACGCUUGUAGUCUUAGGUGCAAUAGGAGUCUGUCUCUUCCCACUGUGGCCCUUAACUAUCCGUCACGGAGUUUAUUAUCUAAGUGUCGCCGCUGCGGGAUUUCUCGUAUUUAUAUUAGCACUGGCUAUCGUUAGAAUGAUUGUAUUCUGUCUUCUGUGGGUACCCACGUUGGGUAGAUGUCAUCUAUGGCUGUUACCUAAUCUUACAGCUGACGUUGGCUUCUUUGCGUCCUUCUGGCCAUUAUAUCAGUAUGAAUAUUAUGGUCCCACGUCGGACGGCGAUAAGAAGAUCAGCAAAAAGAAAAGAAGGAAAGAGAAAGAUUCUGAUUCCGAAGAUGCGCCAUUAGUUCAAGAAGAGAAAGAACCUGUAGCAACGGAAGCGUCUAACGAGGAGUUAGCUUUACCUAGCGAAGAGAGGAAAACUUCAUCCGAUUCAGCCGAAGGAGAAGACGGCAGUGAGGAAGGUUCGGAGAGCGAAAAAUCUAAUACGAGUCGAGAUUUCGUUAUGGUUUAAAACGUGGAAACCGGGCAGUAGAUAGUUUCAUGUUUGCUGGGACAAACAGCUGGGACAGCUGUAUUAAUUAUCGCAUUAAUCAUCACUGAAAUCGAUAUAUGCUUGCGGUUAAUUCGAAUGUCGAAUUCGAUGUACGAAUCUAAGAAACAGACCGUAGCAGAUUCUCCACAUUUAUUGCAUUUAAAAAUACGAUCAGAGAUGAACGAGAGAUGAACGAGUGGGAAAAAUCGCUUGUGACUUUUGCAUGAACAGAAUUUCCCGUAACUGACGUGAAUGUAAAGUAUUGUCUCCAAAAAAAAAGCGUAAGCGUGAUAUAAGGCAUAUUUUAUUCUAUACAUAUAUAAAUAUCUAUAUAAACAUUUGUGUGUAUAAUGAAGAAAUCGUAUUAGGUGUAAUUUCGUUAUCAAUUUCCGUUGAAUAAAUUAUGGUACUGUUCGAA